Aspergillus thermomutatus is the source of this 525-nucleotide messenger RNA. RefSeq lists its product as uncharacterized. The transcript has 3 exons. Bases 1 to 525 code for a protein of 174 amino acids. Gene Ontology annotation, molecular function: mannosyltransferase activity. Lineage: Eukaryota; Fungi; Ascomycota; Eurotiomycetes; Eurotiales; Aspergillaceae. Gene Ontology annotation, biological process: mannosyl-inositol phosphorylceramide biosynthetic process. The record is from RefSeq and is a predicted model, not a curated record.
AUGCAAGGUCCUCGGCAAGCCCUGUGGAAAAUCUCAAUUGUCCAUCACGACUCUUCUCUACCUGUAGAGGAGCAAGCCUUCCAUCAUGCACUCGGACUCUCGAUCGUCCUCGUCGUUGCUUUCUUGGCUGAGGGACUCCCGAAAGAGAUCCUGCGAGCCGACCUCGUCCGCAACUUUUACAUGUAUCUCUUUGGCGGAUACGUUCUUCUGGCAGGUGUAUUCUUCCAGUACUAUGGACACCGACGGCCAUGGAACUUCGCUGGCCUUGCAUCACAAGACUCUAUCCUUGUCCAGCGUGCGUUUAUGGGACGCAUGGCUCACAGCGACGACCUCAUGGCUUCGGCAGCGGUGCCUAACGGCUGGAUGGCAUCUCCUCCGGGCCACCCGUUUUGGCUCAUGAACAUCAUCGUCUUGAUGGAGCACCCCGAGGGAACCGGCGACGGGACUGUAGAAGGUCUGACAGGGCCAGGCAUGCUCAGUCUUAUGAUCAAGUACUAUACCGAGAAUUUCAAAAUGAAUCGUUGA